Messenger RNA from Phaeoacremonium minimum UCRPA7, 411 nucleotides. Its product is annotated as putative duf1264 domain-containing protein. NCBI's taxonomy places the organism in Eukaryota, Fungi, Ascomycota, Sordariomycetes, Togniniales, Togniniaceae. The transcript has 2 exons. The record is from RefSeq and is a predicted model, not a curated record. The coding region runs from base 1 to 411 and encodes 136 amino acids.
AUGAUUACUCCCAAGUUAUUUGCCACGCUAGACUCCGACGAACGAAAAUUGUGGCAUUCUCACGUCUUCGAGGUCAAAUCCGGAAUGCUCGUUAUGCCCCAGCCAUCACCUCUUGUACCCCAAGUAGCCUGGGAAAAGGCUGAGACCGCCGAGAUGGAGGACGUGAUUGAGCUAUAUGGCAAGGUAUAUCACCUAUGGCAGGUUGAUAAGGGUCACAAGAUCCCUCUCGGCACACCGCAAUUGAUGACGAGUAUCACAGCCGAUAGUCAGAUGCUCAAUUUCGACCAGGUUGUUGGCGAACGUGAUCAGAGGUUCGGCACAGACUGGAAGCGAAAGAAGGAAAUUCGGAAAGACAUCAAAGAACCUGAGAUUCAUCCUGAUGCAGACGAUGCUUGGAAACACAUAGCUUGA